CCAGUCCCAACCCCUCAAGUAGAGAGAGAGAGGGGGCUUCCAGUGGAGCCGAACUGGGGAGGACAUAAUAAUAAUAAUAAUAAUAAGAAGAAAAAGUUAGCGAAAGGGCGAUGCCGGAGCGAAACCCUCGAAAUCCGAUGGCAAUGGAGAUGGAAACGCUCAGAUCCUUCAGGAUGGAUCGCCAGUCCCCCGAGGUCGCCAAGCUCCGCGCGGCCGUCUCCCGGAAGCUCUUCGACUUCCUCGGCAACUACUCCGACGACGUCCUCGCGGAAUACGUUGUAGUGCUUGUUUGCAAUGGGAAAAAUCAGAAUCAGGCACGGGAUGACCUGGAGGCAUUUCUUGGGGAUGAGAGUGCAAAAUUUGUGGCAUGGCUCUGGGAUUAUCUCUCUGAGGAAAUAAGCAUUUCAAGAUUACCUCUUGACUCUUCAAACCUUAAAGCCGAGGGGACAAGUAUGCAAGACAAUUUUUUUGACAGGGAGCAGAAACCUAGCAGGCUACUUGAUCAUCAGAUUAUUGACAUUCAGCUGUCUAAGGAUGGCUUGUAUGAAUCGCCAAACUUCUCUACAAACUCUACAAACACCAAUAAAGUUUCAGAGAGCCUCCAACGAUGGCAUCCAAGUGACGCCCCUUCAAUUGAAGUAGAUGCUGAGAGAUCACUGGCACAGACACAUGAAGUUCACCAGAAGUUUAUUCCAACUGACACUAACUCCAGUGGAUCCAUUAAGCAUAUGUUAUCUAGCCUACGAUAUGAGAGUCAGCAUCAGAAGAUAACCAAAAGUAAUUCCAGUGCAUUACCUUGUCGACCUUUGCCCAUGCCAAAGACAGAAGCAGUUGCAAGGAAGUCACAAUCAACUAUUAUAGAAGAUGCUGAAUCUAGGCCCCUGUCCAUGAAAAAUACUUCUGCAAGAAGGCUGCCUUCAAAAGUCAUGGAAGUUGAAGAGCAUCAAAAUACUCAGCCACGUGGUAGUGUCUGGGAUAGAUUAGGGAAGCCAUGUGAAGAAGGUGAUCUUUUAAGGGAAAAGACAAACUGUCAUGGAGAAGAGCCUCAAAAUAUUAGAGCAAUUGAGCCAGAUGCAACAUUAAGUUCUGCUCUAACUGGUAGGUUGGCUGCGCUUGAUGAAGUUUGUGACAGGACCAUCUCCAGCCACCAUUCCGACAGGUACGGUAAACAGGAGCGGAAUUCCCAUACAUUGGUCACUCCUGAUCAUGGGGAUAAAUCCAAACGCAAAAGACAAUAUGGUCAGAUUGAUUCUGGGAACGGUUCUGCAUCUUUUUCUGGGUGCAAGGAGAAUCAUCUCCAGGAUAAAGAAGCAUUUCCCAAGUUGCAAAGAUCAUUACCUGUUAAACAUAACGGUUUGCAAAGCUUAAAUGAAUCUACAACUGAAGCUAAAGGUUCAACUAUGAUGUUUUCUGAGCCAGCAUGCCAUUCAGCAGAAUCUUCAAGGCUGGAGCCUCAUCUAGAGUUCAAUACAGUGUCUCAAUCUCAGUUGGACAAAAGGGCUUUAGUAACCACUCCUAUGCAGAAUCUGGUUCCAGCUAACAAUCCAGCACCAACCCAAUCUGAAUCCCCCAGCAAUGCACAUGGAAAUGGCAACAGUAGGCCUAUGGAAAAUGAAAUGUUGAAUGUGAAGUUAAAACUGCGCCAAGUUGAGAUGGAUAUGGUUAAGCUCCGUUCGAAGCAGGUGGAGAUGAACAAUGGAAAACUCAAUGCAUCAUCAGGUGUUCAAAAUAAUCCAGAGGAGGAUAUUGAGUCAAGGACUGUUCUUGUGACAAAUGUGCAUUUUGCAGCAUCAAGAGAAGCAUUGUCAUCAUAUUUCACAAAGUGUGGGGCAAUUGUCAAAGUUGUCAUGCUAACUGACACUAUAACUGCUCAACCAAAAGGGGCGGCAUACAUUGUCUUUGCUGGCAAGGAUUCAGUGGACAAGGCACUAUCUUUGAGUGGGACUUCAUUCUUCUCUCGGAUACUUACGGUGAUGCGAAAAGCAGACAUGCCUCCCGGAUUCUUGGUGCCAGCCCAGCCAGCUGGAAAGCAUCUUCAACCAUGGAACCCUCAGCUGCCCAAGAAGAGUCCCAUCCAAAGACAUUGUACGAGCUCCAAUCUCCAAUGGAGACGCGACCAGUCAGCAAGCAGGGAGAACUCCAUACUUGCCACUACAAUUGGAUUGGGAUCGUCCAACGUUGGCAAGUAAUCCAUCAUCAGCUUUAUCUGGAGCCCUUGCAUAAAAAAAACAUGUCAGUCCUAUAGAUUCAAAUAUGAGUUGACAGAGAGGAUAUUAGAUUCAUAUAGUACGAUUUUAUGCAGCUUCAGUACCUCUAUGAUUGUAACAAAUGGUCACAGCAUUGCUGACACGAGAGGCAUUCCAACACCAUCCUAUGCUGCCUCAAUCCCCACAUUAUCUGGUUGCAGAUCAUGAUCCCUGAUCAGUUUCUUUUUUUCCCCCCUUCUGAUCAAGAUCGGAAUUCUCUUGUGGAGAGUGGUGUAGAUCUCUCCAGCCUCCUGAUCCUAAUUUGAACUCCACUAGACAUUUUAUUAUCUGGAUCUUAUCUACUUCACUUGAGAAUGCGCUGUCACUAUAUGUGGGGAUUAGAGUAGACCGCCCAAAUAUUUAGGUCCCAGCCACGUCGAACUAUGUUUUUUCUUUGCUUGACUGUGACGUAAUUCAUUUUCAUAGUGUCUUGGAUAGGUUCAUGUAAAUGUUCAAAUGAACUACUGGAAUAUUCUCUCAGUUAAAAUGAAGAUGGCAUGUUACUAGUGAAAUGAUCA
Phoenix dactylifera (date palm) is the source of this 2764-nucleotide messenger RNA. Its product is annotated as RNA binding (RRM/RBD/RNP motifs) family protein. Gene Ontology annotation, biological process: regulation of mRNA stability. Gene Ontology annotation, cellular component: nucleus; cytoplasm. NCBI's taxonomy places the organism in Eukaryota, Viridiplantae, Streptophyta, Magnoliopsida, Arecales, Arecaceae. The record is from RefSeq and is a predicted model, not a curated record. Gene Ontology annotation, molecular function: poly(A) binding.